UUCUAUGGAUUUUUUAUACUGUUCCAGAAUGGUUUUAUCUUCAUUACUUGUUUUAUUUAUUUAUAAUUGGGAUAUUUCUUUAAACGUUUAAGAUCAUGUUAAGAACAUUUGCAGGACGAUGCUCGAUCCUUUUUAUUGUCACAUUAUGCAUUGCAGUGGCGUUACAAAGUCAAGAUGACACCUAUAGUAAUAACAAUCAUUAUCGAAGUGUAAAUAACGAUCGAAAACCUACAAUUAGUAAUGAUAAAAAUCAGGAAUUACAAAGGUCAAAAAGGUUGUUAUUUUACAAAAAGAAAGCUCAACAACCAGGAUUUUUUGGCAUGAUAGGUCAAUUAUUUUAUCAGCAAGUAAAUGAAACAACUAGUGCUUAUAGACAAAUAUCCAAAAUAAUUCGUAGUAAUUUUAUUGAUCCAAAUGAGGUGACAACAACGACGACACCAAGUUCAGAUCCAAAUGCCACAACAACAAUGGCACCAUAUAGAAUAACACGUGAAGAUUUUUUUGGAAUCUUAAGGAGAAAUUUACGCGGUUUAAUCCGAUUAUUCCAAGUUGAAAUUAAAGAUGCAUUGAAUCAAAGUAGAUACAGCAUUAGUGACUACCGUAAAGAAUUUAGUAACGAAAUUGGAAGAAUUAUUGGAUAAAAAUUAAAACAACAAAUUGUAGUUCAAUUACAAAAAGGGGUCAAAAAUACAAAAAGGUCAUCAAACAAUGGUUUUGCACACUCAAGAAGGUUGUUAGAUGUAGACUACAAUAUGUGAUGGAUGGAUCCUUGAUACUACGUAAUAAAUUUCAGCAUAUGAUUGAAGUGAGAAAGUAAGGAAGCGCAGCAAAACAAGAAUCAUUAAAUUUAGUUACGUGGUGUUGAUGAACCAAAAAAACAAUACUUCUAUCCUAUAAUUUUUCAAAUUAAUACGAAUACUUACGUCUUACAUUUAAAUGGAAAAUGUAACGAUUUAUUCUUGGAAUAUUAAGUCAUAUAUAAUUCAACUGGUCCAAGUUAGAAUACGAAAUACGGUGUAGUUAGAAAACGAAAGAGUAGUACAUCAAUUUUAUUGUGAUUUUACGGGAAAUUUAUUAUUUUAAUUAUACUUAAAGUGUAUUUAAUGUCACUAUUGAAUCGUAAAUUUGUUACCAAAAACCAUAUAUGCGUCAAGUUGUUUAAACUGAUCAAUAUAAGAAAAAAUAUAUAUUAAAAAACCUAUAAUCUGAUCCGAUAA
Chrysoperla carnea is the source of this 1217-nucleotide messenger RNA. RefSeq lists its product as uncharacterized. The transcript is spliced from 6 exons. The record is from RefSeq and is a predicted model, not a curated record. Lineage: Eukaryota; Metazoa; Arthropoda; Insecta; Neuroptera; Chrysopidae. Bases 96 to 641 code for a protein of 181 amino acids.